Glycine soja is the source of this 1133-nucleotide messenger RNA. Its product is annotated as peptidyl-prolyl cis-trans isomerase CYP19-4-like. The transcript has 7 exons. Gene Ontology annotation, biological process: protein folding; protein peptidyl-prolyl isomerization. Bases 106 to 822 code for a protein of 238 amino acids. Gene Ontology annotation, molecular function: peptidyl-prolyl cis-trans isomerase activity. Lineage: Eukaryota; Viridiplantae; Streptophyta; Magnoliopsida; Fabales; Fabaceae. Gene Ontology annotation, cellular component: intracellular membrane-bounded organelle. The record is from RefSeq and is a predicted model, not a curated record.
AAAAUAUCCCAAAACAUAUGAAGAAAUCAAAAUUAUAGCUAUAAUAAUUGGUAGAGAACAAACUAUGUUUAGCAAUAGAUUGAUGUUUUGUUGGAUCUGCCUGUAAUGGCCUCUAGAGGAACUGGAACGCUGAUUUUGGUUUGUCUCUUAUGGCUUUUCUUCCUAUGCGCCACCAUAGCUUUCUUGCAGCUCAACUUCGUAGACAAAGGAACCACCAACAACAACCCUUCCUCUCGCAGUAGUAACUUCAUCGCAACUCAACAGCAUAGCGCUGAUACCCCUUUGGAACAGGAUUUGGAGGGUGUCACCCACAAGGUGUAUUUUGAUAUUCAGAUCCAUGGCAAAUUAGCGGGUCGCAUAGUCAUGGGCCUUUAUGGGAACACAGUACCGAAAACUGCAGAAAACUUUCGAGCGCUUUGUACAGGAGAGAAAGGAGUGGGAAGAAGUGGGAAGUCUCUUCAUUAUAAAGGGAGCACAUUCCAUAGGAUUAUACCGAGCUUUAUGGUCCAAGGGGGUGAUUUCACCCGUGGUGAUGGAAGAGGUGGAGAAUCAAUCUAUGGUGAUAAGUUUGCUGAUGAAAACUUUAAGCUGAAGCAUACCGGACCGGGAUACUUAUCCAUGGCAAAUUCUGGGGAAGACACCAAUGGCUCCCAGUUCUUCAUUACAACAGUUAAAACCAGCUGGCUGGAUGGACGCCAUGUCGUAUUUGGCAAGGUACUUUCCGGUAUGGAUGUUUUGUACAAGAUUGAAGCAGAAGGAAGUGAAAGCGGCUCGCCAAAGAACAAGGUUGUCAUAUUAGACAGUGGAGAAUUAACUUCAUGACAUGGUUUAUACAAGUUGAGAUUGAUUCCACAGCCAUGAUUCACAAAUUCGGUGUGCAUACUUCAUCAUAUAAGAAUGAAUAAGUUUGCAGAUGUUCGUGUAAUUUAAGGCUAUAUUGAUGCUAUUUUGCUUGUCUACACUAGUCUUGCUCCUAGGGAAGGAGUUUUAUUAGGGAUUGCCAGAGUGGGUACUCAUUAACAAUAUACAUCAGGCUGAAGUGCGUUUUCUGAACUAUUUUUUUUUUUUAAAUGUAGUAGGUACGAGGAUAAAUUAUUUAUUCAAGUGCAUCAUAUACCAUGUCUUUUGCUACA